Messenger RNA from Saccoglossus kowalevskii, 2057 nucleotides. Its product is annotated as D-beta-hydroxybutyrate dehydrogenase, mitochondrial-like. Gene Ontology annotation, biological process: steroid metabolic process. Lineage: Eukaryota; Metazoa; Hemichordata; Enteropneusta; Harrimaniidae. Gene Ontology annotation, molecular function: oxidoreductase activity. Gene Ontology annotation, cellular component: intracellular membrane-bounded organelle. The record is from RefSeq and is a predicted model, not a curated record.
AUGGCGUCGAAUAGUUCAACGAUGUGGUUUGGUGGUUUUCUCCUAAUUGCUUUCUCGUUCGUAGCUCUCCUUACCAGAGACGACUGCUGCUCAAUAUGCUUGCCAGUGAUCAUGUCUGUUAUCGGAGGGGCUAUGUUACUUGUAUCUAGACCAGGGAAGCGAGUCGAUCCUCGGAACAAAGCCAUCCUCGUUACCGGAUGUGAUCGGGGGUUUGGGCUCUCCAUUGCUAAACAUUUCUACUCGCUCGGGUUUGAAGUAUUUGCAGGCUGUCUUUUCAAAGACAACGGUGGUGAUGGCGCUGUGGAGUUAGAAAAGAUGGGCUCUAACAGAAUGCAUGUGUUACAGUUGGACGUUGCAGACGAUGAACAAGUGAAGAUGGCAGUGAAAUGCGUGAAGGAACUGACCGGGGAGCGAGGUUUAUGGGCCCUGGUGAAUAAUGCUGGCUUGUCUACCUAUGGACACGUGGAGUGGUGCACAAUGGAAACGUACAAACAGAUAGCUGAUGUAACAUUGUGGGGAGUGGUACGCACAACCAAAGCUUUUCUGCCUUUAUUACGUAAAUCAAAAGGUCGAGUGAUUAACGUGUCCUCUUACUUGGGCUUGUUUUCACCUCCUGGUCGCUCUGCGUACUGCAUCUGUAAACGAGGCAUUGAAGCAUUCUCUGACAGUCUACGUCUCGAGAUGCGACCUUUCCAUGUGCCUGUGUCAGUCAUAGAACCAGCAAACUUCAUCCGUGCUACUGGACUAUACACUGAAGACAGUGUUAGGAAAAUCUCUGAAAAACUGUGGCGGGAAAUGGAACCCAAUGUGAAAGAAGAUUACGGAAAAGAAACUUUUGAUAGCGCAGUUGAAAAAAUGAGAACUUUCUGUUCAAGUGGGCAUUUGUCACAAGAUAUGGUACUUGAUACGUAUGAAGAUGCACUCCUGGCACAACAUCCUAAAGUACGAUAUUUAGUUGGAAACUGGAAGGAAAAGACGAAAACAUUUAUUUUAUACCAUCUGCCGACUUGGCUCGGUGACUGGUUAUAUUGGUAACUAAUUUUGAAAAAAAACACAUUUUAUACCAGUGUUCCCCAAACUUCAUGUCAAUCACUAAUUUGCAUAACAAUAUGCCUAAUUUGCAUGAUAAUUAGUUUCCCCAACUCUUGAGACAACAUCCUAAAGUAUGAUAUUUUGUUGGAAACUGGAAGAAAAAAACGAAAACAUUUAUUUUAUACCAUCUGCCGACUUGGUAACUAAUUUUGAAAAACACAUUUUAUACCAGUGUAACCCCAAACUCCAUGUCAAUCACAAAUUUACAUAACAAUAUGCCUAAUUUGCAUAAUAAUUAGUUUCCCCAACAAACAUUGUGAUACAAUAACUACAAUAAAGAAGAAGUAUUUUUAUAUCAUUUUACUUUUAAGUCAAAUAAAGUUUGGAAUAGAACAGCAAAAAAAUGGAAAAACACUGAAAAAUAAUAACCAAAUUAACCACAUACAAAAAUAAAUACGAAGAAAAACAAAUGGUACGAAAAAAAAAAUAUAUAUAUUGGGUAAAAAGGAAAAAGGCUUACUGCUAGUCAAGUCUGAUUUCCAAUAUACACUUGAAGUAUAAUGUAUAAAGUGGAGGGCCAAAAAUAAGUAUAUUAAUAUGAAGAUUAACUAACCAAAUUAAUAAAUAACUAAAUAAAUGAAUAUGUAAAUUAAUACAAAUCAGUGAUAAAUAAACAUACCUGGUACAGCUCGUUAGCCAAUAAAUGAACAAAUAUGUAUGUAUGACAUCACGCAUUGCCGACACCACCACCAUGGAAACACCGGCAGCGCCCUAUGGCCGGGGAUUGUGGACCACAAACAUGGACGCUUAUACCCCCCCCCCUCCCUAUAGGACAUCAUUACCAACAUCUCUCAUGUUUGUGGUUAACCACCCCCAGCACCAAACACCACAGGGUAACCGCGACAGCAGUGCCGGCAAAACCAACCUGAUGCCAUACAGAACUUUAAAGUCUAAGAAAAUAAGUUGUGGAAAAAUAAAUCAGGUUAAAAAAAAUAAUGAAUAAAUAAACAACUUGGCAAACAAAA